This is a messenger RNA of Nymphaea colorata (pocket water lily), 1628 nucleotides long. RefSeq names its product B2 protein-like. Gene Ontology annotation, biological process: response to endoplasmic reticulum stress. NCBI's taxonomy places the organism in Eukaryota, Viridiplantae, Streptophyta, Magnoliopsida, Nymphaeales, Nymphaeaceae. Bases 185 to 1141 code for a protein of 318 amino acids. The transcript is spliced from 6 exons. The record is from RefSeq and is a predicted model, not a curated record.
UUACGCCCCUCUCUCGCCUUCCGUCUCCUUCCGCCUCCGUGGGAAAGCACGAGGAGGAGUGAUAUCUGGGUGAUCGUCUCCCAAACCCUAAGAAUUUAGGGCUUCCUCACCGUCUAUCCCUGCAGAUCUGUCAUAUCCGGAGCUCUCUUGACUCAAUUGGAGGAACAUCUACCCCAUCGUUCCGAUGGCCAGCCAGUUCUCCUUUUGGCAGUUAGGGGAUGAACUACGAGGGCAGUCAAAGGUUUCUGAAGACCAUAAAUGGCUGAUGGUAGCAUCUAAAUUAGCUGAACAGACAAAGGUGAAAGGUGAAAGGAACAAUCUUGAUUUUACCAAGACUCCGCUAGAGCCAAAAGUGAAGGAUAAAACUCGAACUCAGGAUGAGAACAAGUAUGAAACCCUCAAUCUCGACUUGCUAAACUUAGAUAGCAAAGUGAAUGAGUCUGCCUCCAAAAACUCUUUCCGAAGUGGCUUCUACAGCAUGAACGCUGUGUAUCAGAAAGGAUAUAGCAACAAUAAUGUCAAUAACAGCAGUUCUCACACAAACAACAUUAUAGGGAAGGCUAAAUAUAGCAAUGACAACAUUAUAAAAAACUGCAAGGACAACAACGUUGGGAAGGAAAACAACGUUUCCAACAAUAAUAAUGUCCCCAACAACAUCACCAGCACCAAUACUGGUCCCUUUGAUAAGCGAUUCAAGACGCUGCCCUCGACAGAAAUGCUGCCACGAAAUCAGACUCUUGGAGGUUAUAUUUUUGUCUGCAACAAUGAUACCAUGCAAGAAGAUCUGAAGCGACAACUUUUCGGCUUACCUCAGAGGUACCGUGAUUCUGUUCGAGCAAUUACUCCAGGGUUGCCAUUAUUCUUGUAUAACUAUACCACCCAUCAGCUGCACGGAAUAUUUGAGGCUUCCAGCUUUGGUGGUACUAAUAUUGAUCCAACAGCAUGGGAAGACAAAAAAUGUAAAGGUGAAUCGAGGUUUCCUGCACAGGUGAGAAUUCAGGUGAGGAAGCUUUGCAAACCAUUGGAGGAAGAUUCGUUCAGGCCAGUUCUGCAUCACUAUGAUGGCCCAAAGUUCCGUCUUGAGCUCUCAGUGCCAGAGACAUUGGCACUGUUGGAUUUAUGCGAACAACAGAGCAUGUGAAAGCAUAUCUUAAUAGCUUCUGUGUCUGCUAUGAUGGGUCGUAAGGAAGAAGACUAAGAAGAAAAGUUUGCAAUGUGUGUCCUGGCUGUUGUAGCAGUAUGUCCUAGUAUUCCACGAAGCGCAAGCUUUCGGAGGUGUUGGGCAGGUGUUGCGGUUGCCUAUUUGAAGAAGGUUUGUCAGAAAUAACGUUAUGUGGCUAGACCUUACGUGGCAUCCAGAUGAUAAAUGUAUUUAUCAUAAUGUUAUAAGUUCUUAAAAGAGUCUAGAAAAGAAAAGUGUUUAUGUUUUAACACAAUGUAUGUGCUUCAUGGUGACGCACAUGCGAGUGGUUUGGUCUGAGUGUGAUAAUAAUAAUGUUUGUUUGUUGUUACCAAGAAAAUCCUGUCGCAAACCUUUUUCGCUCUUCCGUUGUGGCCCGGGGGACGGGCUUGUUUGUUUCAAACUAGUUAAUAUUUAAAGUCUUCCCGUCGACCCUUGGACCUGGUAA